Molecule: messenger RNA, 1044 nt
Organism: Mangifera indica (mango)
Lineage: Eukaryota; Viridiplantae; Streptophyta; Magnoliopsida; Sapindales; Anacardiaceae
Product: AT-hook motif nuclear-localized protein 28-like
Exons: 1
Coding region: 90-953 (287 amino acids)
Cellular component (GO): nucleus
Molecular function (GO): DNA-binding transcription factor activity; minor groove of adenine-thymine-rich DNA binding
Source: RefSeq, a predicted model, not a curated record
UGUAGCCAUCAGCCCCUAGCCAGCCCCUCUGACCCCUUCUAUCUCUUUCCAACUCUCACCCUGGUGGACUCUCUCUCACUUCCUCCUCCAUGGCUGACUACUCCCGAGCUAUCUCCCUCUCCCAACCCCACUCCUCCUCCGACGACUCCUCCAACCACAGCCCCCCUCGCCCUCCUACUUCCGCAGCUUCCUCUUCCAAAACAAGAACUAUCCACAACACCACCACCAAGAUCACUCUCAUUGACCAACACCACCACAUCAUUCAAUCCCCUUCUGAUAAUGCACCAAGAAAGCCUCGAGGAAGACCUCCCGGAUCCAAGAACAAACCCAAACCGCCCAUUGUCAUCACCAAAGACACUGACUCCGCUAUGAAACCAGUUGUCCUCGAGAUAUCCGCUGGAGCUGAUGUUAUCGAUCAUAUCAUCGACUUCGCCAGAAGAAACCAAGCUGGCAUUUCCGUUAUGAGCGCUUCCGGUUCUGUCUCCAAUGUCACUCUCCGACAACCCAUUUCUCACGCUCCUUCGCUCACUUUACAUGGACCCUUCAAUCUUCUUUCACUCUUGGGCUCUUAUUUAACGUCUCCGAGUAGUGGUGGUGCCUCUUCUUCUACUUCUUCUUUAUCUUCUUGUUGUUUUGGUGUAACUCUUGCAGGAGCGCAAGGGCAGGUGUUCGGGGGGAUAGUGGCGGGGAAAGUGACGGCGGCAAGUCAAGUGGUGGUUGUGGCGGCCACAUUCUCCAAUCCUUCAUUUCAUAGUUUGCCUAUUUCCGAGGAAAUUGAGCAUAAUGAUCACCAUCAACAACACCACCAAGAGACCAAAGUGAGUGAGCCUGGUUCAAGUGCGGGGAAGUCCAUGGUGGUGUACGGUGCGGCUGUCGCCAGCCCCACUCCUCUCAACUGUCAGAUGUCUCCAGAUGUUAUGCAUUGGGGUCCCCCAUCUCGUCCUCCUUACUGAAAAACAUGUUCGAUGUGGUUAAUUUUGAGCUUUUUUUGGUGCUACCCUUGUAGUUUGGUUUUGUUUUAUAUGAAGGUUUUUUUCCCCUCUA